This is a messenger RNA of Menidia menidia (Atlantic silverside), 978 nucleotides long. The record is from the annotation of a GenBank genome assembly. Lineage: Eukaryota; Metazoa; Chordata; Actinopteri; Atheriniformes; Atherinopsidae.
AUGAGGAAAGAGGUCCAGCGCAGGAUCGUGUCCAAAGACGGCCACAACAAGGUGCGGAUCGACAACGUGGAGGGCAUGGUCAAGCUCUACCUGCACGACAUCUGGACCACCGUGGUGGACAUGAAGUGGCGCUACAAGCUGACCCUGUUCGCCUCCACCUUCGUCAUGACCUGGUUCAUCUUCGGGGUUUUCUUUUACUUCAUCGGGAUGGGGAACGGGGACUUCGACGUGGAGCACAACUCCACCCACGUGCCCUGCCUGAUGAACGUGGAGACGCUGACCGGGGCCUUCCUCUUCUCCCUGGAGUCCCAGACCACCAUCGGCUACGGCUUCCGGUACAUCUCGGAGGAGUGCCCGCUGGCCAUCUUCACCCUGGUGGCCCAGCUGGUCAUCACGGGCCUGGCCGAGAUCUUCGUCACCGGCGCCUUUCUGGCCAAACUGGCCCGGCCCAAGAAGCGGGCGGAGACCAUCAAGUUCAGCAAGGAGGCGGUGAUCUGCCGGCACCAGGGCAGGCGCUGCCUGAUGGUCAGGGUGGCCAACAUGAGGAAGAGCCUGCUGAUCCAGUGCCAGCUGACCGGCAAGCUGCUCCGCUCCUACGUGACCGAGGAGGGCGAGAUGACCCAGAUCCACCAGAGCUCGGUGGACUUCUGCAUGGACUCCAGCGGCGAGUGCCCCUUCCUCAUCCUCCCGCUGACCUUCUACCACGUCAUCGACGAGCGCAGCCCGCUGGCCGGCCUGACCGCCGACAACCUGAAGACGCGCGACUUCGAGCUGCUCAUCACCCUCAACGCCACCAUGGAGUCCACGGCGGCCACCUGCCAGAGCCGCACCUCCUACGUGCCCCAGGAGGUCCUGUGGGGCUACGAGUUCAUGCCCGUGCUGUUCUGCACCACCGGCGGGCGCUACGUGGCCGACUUCAACUUUUUCGACAAAGUGCAAGUCUGCAACGACCCGGCCCUGAACGUGGAAAAGAAAUGA